This is a messenger RNA of Uranotaenia lowii, 2329 nucleotides long. RefSeq lists its product as uncharacterized. The record is from RefSeq and is a predicted model, not a curated record. Lineage: Eukaryota; Metazoa; Arthropoda; Insecta; Diptera; Culicidae. The coding region runs from base 329 to 1072 and encodes 247 amino acids. The transcript is spliced from 3 exons.
AGGGGUGGAAAAAAGCUUUCAGAUUCAGUAUUGCCCUGGCAGUGCAACGGAUCGGUCACUUUUCCCCUUAGCUAAAAAGAAAAAGCUUACGCGCGAACGCGAUCGUUUACGCUUUAAAAGUGCGCCGCGAAAAAGUCUUAUCAAUCUCAACGAAGCACGGUGUGAAUCGAAAAAUCUUUCCCGACCGGAUUUGCUCAAGUGAAAUUUGGCAAAACCUCAAGCAAAUCAGUCUUCACAACUUCCCAGUAGUGGCGACUAUUCGAUUGGCGACUCGAGGGCGGAUCAAUCAUAAAACCCAAGACGAAACGAAACGGAACUUACCUCAACGAUGAUAUGUGAAUGCAGCAGCAGCAGAAGCAGUAGAAGGAGGAGUUACACGUCAACGCCAUCAAUUAUGGUGACGCUCCUGGUGUCACUCGGACUGGUAAUGGUGAUCUUUUGCGGUGUAACACAGGCAGCAUCGGUAGGCAAAAUUCAAAUUGGCCAACAAGAUCUGAAACCGGAAGAAUCCACAAGCACGGAUGUGGAAGAAGCAGCUCCACGAACUUUCGGCCGGCCGCUCCGAUUGAUGAAAAACUUCAUGCUGCCGAUGCUGUUGGCCCUGGGUGGCAUCAAAAUGUUGCUGAUGUUCCUAACGCUGAUCAGCUUGAAGACCCUAGCCGUCUCGGUCGCCAUUCUGGUGCUAAACAUCAGCGUCGGUUUGGCCAAGAUCAUUCAUUUCUUCAAGUAUGGAAAUGGGGUUGUUAGCUUGGGAGGGGGCGGAGGAAUUGGCGUCGGUGGAACAGGUUUCGGUGCCCCACUUCACGGACCCCCGGAAAAGACCGUUAAUGUCCAUGUCCAUGCUGAUCCCAGCCAUCAGCUGUUGAUGGAAACACCUACGGCGGCAUCCUUUGGAAACAUUUUUAAGCCAUCUUCUAGUUUUGCGCCAACGUUUUCCUACGCCCGGAAGGAUGUCUUGGAACCGAUCUUCACGGACUAUCCGAAGAUGGUCUACUCUCAGAAGGCGAGCAGCACCAAUGAACCGUUUGCCGCCCAGUGGGAAAGGCCCAGCUUUUCGGUCAAGAAGCGAUAGCGUAUCAACACCAGAAACUUCCGCCGGCCAGGCGCCGGUUUUUCAAUAAGCGCCAUCUAGCCAACUAACUAGCCGAAAUACCAAAACUCUGAAACUAUUUCAUAGCUGUUAGAUCCUUUUGUUAGCUAACAAAAACACAACACUAAACAGUCAUUCGUGCACGCGCUAGCCUACUUAGUGUAGAAACUUUAAGCUGACUAUAUCUUUGAGAUUUUUUGUUUCCGGGAAAAAAUCCUCAGAUGUUCAAGUAUCAAGUUCUGAGAACGUUGAAGAAGAACCAGAUUAGACCCUGUCUCCUUGAGGCGAUUUGAAGGAGUCCAAGCAAACGAAACUGUAAAGAGAUUCUUCCGUACUCUUAAGUAAUUUAUUUAUUUAUUUCAGUCCUUGCUUCCUAGUUGAAACUAGGCGCCACGAACGUGCAAUCCCUUUGACAAACAUUCCAUCCGCCCUUUUUCCCAAUAUUUAUUAGAAAACAUUUCUCAAACGGAUUGAACGCUUCUAGGCAGUAAAGAGUAGUAAAUAGUACCCAGGUGUAAUAAACCCGAUCCAGUGUAGAUUAGUAACGAUUGUGUGUGCGAAUUAGUAAUUAAGUAGUAGAGACUAGCCAGCCGAUGCGUUAACCGUUAAUAAAAUUCAUGAACAAAAAAAAAUUACAUUUCACGGAAAUUCCGGUGGUGAACUUUCGAUUUUGUUGGCUAUUAUCACAGACAUGUAGACAGCGGCGUUUUGGAAAGAAAGCAAAAGUAAGGAUGGGUACCUACUGAAUUCGGUUGUAGAAAUGAAAAAAAAAACACAUUUGAAACACAUGCAUGACUCUGGACACGCGUGAGUUAGGGCUACCUUCCUAUUGCAAUCGCCUAAAUUUUUGUUUUUUUUUUGUUUGAAAACAUUAGCCCCAGACAUUAAGAAGUGAAAAUAAAAUGGUUGUACGAGAGCCAACACUGAUAUAGAGAUGUCAGACUAGCGUUUUUGUUGUCUUACUUGGUUGUUUCUAUAUGCACCCACAAUAUGCGGAGAAAUGGAAAAAUCAUCGAAGCGAAACAGUAGCAAAAAAUCUGUGGUAGGCAAAGGGGUGUAGGUGGAAUGUUUAAAUUUGUUGAAUGCCACUUUGCCGAUAAAACUAUAUCCUCCUAUCGCGUUUCAAUUGCUAUGAUCUGUUGUCGAUAAUUUCGGUUCAAUUACAAACCUUUUUCGAUUAGAGCUUUAAAGCUUUCAAUCAUUGAAAAGUAAUUAAAUAAAUUAUAAUUUACUAGACGG